Recurvomyces mirabilis is the source of this 1356-nucleotide messenger RNA. RefSeq lists its product as uncharacterized. Bases 1 to 1356 code for a protein of 451 amino acids. Lineage: Eukaryota; Fungi; Ascomycota; Dothideomycetes; Mycosphaerellales; Teratosphaeriaceae. The transcript has a single exon. The record is from RefSeq and is a predicted model, not a curated record.
AUGGUCCUCGAAGAAGCUGCUGCGUCCUCCGACUCCUUCCAGUACAACAAUGACUCCUUUCCAUCUGAUCCCGAUCGGUACGAAUCUAUGGGCAGCACGGACUCGACUCGUGGAUCAGGCGAAUGGAUGCGCAUACCACAAAAAGGCAUCCAGGACGCGAAUCAAGAGACUCCAGUAUACAUAAACCUCAAUAAUCUACCCCGCCGCUUCGCCCUCAUCAACGCCGGAGACCACCCAGACUUCGUAAUAAAAGGCAUCCAACAGCAAUGUUUCUUCGUAGCCCAGACGUUACAACGACCGAUCACACAGCCAGAGGCAGAUGCCCUAGCCUAUCACUUCGCGAAGAGCUUACGAAUGGCUAGCUACGGCUCUCCGAUCGGAACAGCAAUAGCAGUCGCGCUGGCGUACAGAGGAAGAAAGACGUACAGAUUCCCAGGCUGGACACCAUUCAAAGAGGGCAGCCGGUUUAGCAAAGAUCGCUUCGGCCCACUGUUCACAGGCUACCGAGCUCGAAUAGCAUGGCAGGGGACACGAUUCUGGGCUUACGGCAUGGUCGGUGCAGUACUAGGGCAGAUAUUCUUCGGUUCGUAUGCUCUCAGCGUCAGCCUGGCAGGUCGAGCAAUGGACCCGCGACUCAAGUCCUUCAACGAGGCAUUGCGCGAGAAGCAGAAGAGUGGACUGGGUGCUCAAGUAGGAAGGAGGGCGGAGGACGAGAGUGCCGGGCCGAGAGGGAUGGAAACGUAUGAUAUGGCGCGGCAGAGACGGAGUGCGCAGGGUACCGGGAUCAACCGAAAAGGAAGGGAGCAGAAAGAGGAAAAGAACUGGGACGAUGCUUCGCCUACGGGUAGUAUGUCGUUUGAUGAGGAAGUCGCAUACGGUGCCGAGCAAUCUGGUUUCAUGAGCGAGCAGGAGGUGCAAAGGCAAGCAGAUGCAAGAAUGAGCACGAGCUCAGAUCGAAGUUCCCCUCAAGAGACUGGACGGCCGACAAAUAAUCCGCGGACAUCGCAGUCCUCGCGAGCCUCACGGGAGAAUACCGAGAGUAAGCAGCCUAGUAGUGGUAGUGGUGGUGCAUGGGAUCGACUAAGGCAAGAAGCCAUGUCCUCCAGCUCAUCACAACGCUCACCAUCAACAUCAUCAAGAGGCAUGACGCCGUCCAACUCAGCUGGCGCACGAGCACCGGGACGUGGACGAGAGGACGCUUCUUCGGGCGAUAGCUUCAGCUUCUCCUCCGAUGAUGCGGACAGACAGCUAGCGAAAGGUGAGGCACAGAGGGAAUUCGAUGCAAGAUUAGAGCGAGAACGGACGGGCGGGGAUUUCGUUGCGGGCGGUGGCGGUGGAAGACGGAAGUGGACGUAG